AUGUCGACGCUUUUUCUGGUGCAGACAUGUCAUGUGUACCGUGUGCCUCCGAGGACUAGUGCAGCCGGAUAUCGCGCUGCAGAAUGGGGAGACACAUCGAAACCAUUAUGGACCGGACGUUUGCGUGUUUUGGAGCACGCAGGUUUGUGUGAGAUUCGACUUGAAGACGCAUCGUCAGGCGAAUUAUUUGCUUCAUGUCCAUACGAUGUAACUGGCAAGAGUGUGGAAUCUGUGCUGGACUCUUCCAGAUACUACGUGAUCCGUGUUGAAAGUAAUGAGAAUGGCUCAAAACGACAUGCAUUUAUCGGAAUAGGCGUAAGUCGACAUGCGCGACAAUGUGCAGUUGCAUCUGACCAAAAAGUUUGUGGAACGAACCGAAAGCUUUGA
Malassezia globosa CBS 7966 is the source of this 387-nucleotide messenger RNA. RefSeq lists its product as uncharacterized. Gene Ontology annotation, biological process: endocytosis. Lineage: Eukaryota; Fungi; Basidiomycota; Malasseziomycetes; Malasseziales; Malasseziaceae. The transcript has 2 exons. Gene Ontology annotation, cellular component: clathrin vesicle coat; membrane. The coding region runs from base 1 to 387 and encodes 128 amino acids. The record is from RefSeq and is a predicted model, not a curated record.